Molecule: messenger RNA, 2582 nt
Organism: Seminavis robusta
Lineage: Eukaryota; Bacillariophyta; Bacillariophyceae; Naviculales; Naviculaceae
Source: the annotation of a GenBank genome assembly
UAAUCAACUAAUGACCCUGCAGAAUUUGGGAUUAGGAGGCAGGGCUCCAUCAUCUUGCAACACUUAGUUAAUGCGUUGAAGGUUGAAGCAACGGAAUCAACAAUACAGUGUAUUAUGAGCUGUACCGGUAUUAUGGCAGUUUGGUCGCUGGAGAUGAGGUUCCACUGACCCACUGACGUCCAGCAGAAAUAAUGAUAAAAUGAAAUUCAACAAUUGCAUAAAAUUAAUGCGUCUCUGUGAAUGCUUUUAUCAAAAGCAUGGAGUGCUUACGACCUGGGAAAAGAAGCUGAAAAGAGAAAAGAGUAUUAUCUCACUUUACCGUCACUGGUACUUGAACGCCUCGCAGCAACAUCAUGGUCGCUUGAAAAACCGUGCGUGUGCCUGAGCAAGAAACAAGACCAACCAUUUCGAACGAGCGACUACUCCAGUAGCUCUAGCUGGGAACUGGGAAGCUACAAGCGCGAAUCUGAUGGCCCCUUGCAUUGCACCUUGCCGCCCUGAAUAAGAGAAGUUCCUCAUCCCUCCCUCCCUUCACAGUUCACAACAACCGAACAAACCAGACACCAGACCAAUCAACCAUGGUCGACACUCUAGGAAACAACAAUCUAUCCCUCUGGCAAGCCCGCGAGAGGCUUACGCUCCUCUUUCACUUUCCUCACUGGACCCAUUUGACCAAGACAAGCCCCAAUUCGGAGCAAGAUGGAAUGAGCGUUGAAGCGUUGUCAAUUCUCAAACAUUUCCCGACUCUCGCAGCUGAGCCAAUUGAACAUCACUGCAUUUUGAGAGACUCAGAGCGAAGGUACCCCUUGGAAUUUUUUGUUCAGGCUGGAUUUGACCUGGCCACGGUCAAGCAGGUUUACGAGCUGUACCCAGGUGCAAUACACGGUUGUCAGGGGUCAUCCCCAACGGCGACCACUCUUCCUCUGCUCCACAAAGUUUGCAUCGCCAACACAGCUAGGGAAGAUGUCAUUCAGUUUUUGGCGCUUGAGGAUCCAGAUGCCGUGCGGGAGUGCUGCCGUCCCGCUGCCCUGCUGCAAGCCUUGCUCAAGCCAAAGUUCGACAGAGCCCCUCCUUCCUGGAGUUUGAUUCAGAGCCUUCUUCACGAGUACCCGGAGUGCGGGUCGACACGAAACGAAGCUUCCGGCUUUCUACUCUUGGAGGAACUCUUUCGUGUGGGAUAUGAGCCAAAGGAACUACAAACUGUAGUUUCCAUGCUUUCCAGCAAAGUGGAUGCAUUCACAGUCAGCACAGAUCUUUCUUCAACACGGGGUCAAAUGACUCUGGAACGAGUCAAGGUUGUGCAGCAACUGUUACCAAACCUAAGGACCAUAUCCUUUCAGCAGCUCCAGUGGACAUUCGAUGGAUUUCACGAGCUCUUGCGGUCUCUUUCACACCAUCUGUCUAUGUCUUCGUCCCUCCAGGAGAUCGAAGAGUGGGUGCUUCCAAGGGAAAUCUUGGAAGGUUCCCUGUCCGCACGCCUGCUGUUGAAGGAAGUGUUGGUUCAAAACGCUUCCAUCACCGCCAUUUCAUUCAGCGGCCCCGUCUGGACUUACAAGGACGGCGACAGGUUGUUGUUGGACAUCAGUGACAGCAUUGCCAAGUGCAAAGUCGAGAAACUCCAGUCACUGACUCUCCAACGCUUCCAGUGUACUUCAGAAACGCUUGACAAGAUAGUCUCCAGCCCCUGCGCCCCUCGCAACAUCACUCUGAGCAACCUUGAAGUAACCGAACCCGCCAGUGCACUCUCGAGGAGGAAUGUUUGCUGGCAGCAAUCUUCCGUAGAGCGACUCACCCUGGAUUGGCUCGAGGCGUCGGACUCUUGCCUCCACAAACUGCUUUCCAAUCUUGCUCGAAUGCCACAAUUGAGGGAACUGGAAAUCAGUCCUCUGCCAAACCAGUCCAAGCUGGACAUUACUACACCAAUCGUAACCCUCUUGCAGCAAGGCUACCUUCAAGUCUUGCGCGUGGAAAGGCCCUAUGGAGCCCGUAAAAAGUUUGCUUCGAGUGUUCGAAGGUGCAACUUGUGGGUCGACCCGGCGGCCCUGUGCCGGGAACUCGAAACGAAUGGAUCGUUGAAAGAACUCGUGGUUGCCUCUGCCUUUGACCGAAAGAGUCAGACUGCAUUAGGGAACCUCCUCAAGACCAACACGCGCCUGGAGAAGGUUUGGAUCCAGGGACCGGUUGUGGACAAGCAUCAAAAACACAUUAUUGAGUACUACACAUCCUUGAACAGAAAUGGUCGUAUCGUUGUUCGACGCAACGACGCUUCGAAGCUUGAUUUGGUUCGUCUCCUGGCAGAGGGAAGAACCCAAGAGUCUGCCAGACAUGAAGGAGAUCAUCAAGAUGAAGAUGGAGUCCUGCUGGAACUCUUCAAUGUUUACUAUGGCCUCUUGCGCGAAUCACCUAAUCUUUGGUGCUUGAGACAGUCAGCCCUGUCCAAUGGGCCCACGACGAGAAAACGAUUGUUUGCCGAAAUCUAAAGGCGAAUGCUGAUGAUGAUGGAACAAAGAUGACAGUUCACUGGUUCUUGGUAGCUACAUACAUAUAUACCUUGGCUUUCUUUAUAACCUUGUUUUACAUAC